AUGCCUAAUUUACUUAGAGGAAGAAUUCUCACUGGAACUAAAAUGGCCAUUUACAAUUAAACUAAACAAUGGUUGAAGAACAUUUUAAUUCAAAGAAGGAUUCAGUCUUUCGUUUGUAUGCUCAUUUGCUACAGGUAUUAAACUGCUCUGAUUAAGGAUUAAUGCUUUCAAUUACAACUAUACUUAUGUACUUAAUUAAAACCAGAAUCAUGUCAUAAGAUGCUGAUUAUAAAGUGUUUAAUGGAUAGAUGGAUUGUGUAAUCAAGACAUUUAAAUAAGAAGGUUUAGGUGCAUUUUAAAAAGGGUUCUUCCCUUAGUGGAUAAGAUUUGGAACAUUUACUAUUAUAUAGCUAAUAGUUUUGGGAUAAUUACAUACAUAUAUGGAAUUAGAAAUAUAUGAUUAAUUUAUUUAUAUGA
Molecule: messenger RNA, 417 nt
Organism: Paramecium tetraurelia
Lineage: Eukaryota; Ciliophora; Oligohymenophorea; Peniculida; Parameciidae
Exons: 1
Source: RefSeq, a predicted model, not a curated record